AAGCGAACAUAAAAGUGGAUUUUCAGGUGGAAUAAAUACGAACUUAAAAUUAAAACUAUGAAUGAAAAUUGAAGUUAAAUUGAGUGCUACGUGUUUCGUGUAAGCAAAUUACAUGAAGUAAUAAAGUUCAUUGAAAUUUUAUCAAUUUUAAAUUGUUAUUGAGCCCGAUAAUCUCAUAAAGAUUAGUUUCGCUCCCUGAAUAGAUAUCGCCACCAGACGUCGACACUGUACAUUUGUCAUCGCGGAUGUAAAGCAAAUCAUCAUAAUCAUUUUCCACUAUACGAUCGUUUUUUCUUCGCGAACGAGAGGGCCAAAAUACUUGUUUCUCUCGUUAUUAUUGUUGCUCAAGCUGUUAGCAGAGGGAAACGUGAAAACUAUGAAAAUUCGCUGCUAAAAUCAGACGAACUGCUAGAUUGAAGUGAAAUCAGAUCGUUGUGCGACGUAGAUUGAUAAACAAAUAAAUCUUGUUGCUCGGAGUUGGAUUUAGCUGGGCGGCAAUACGUCGGACCAGAUUGGGAAGAUGUGUGCAAAUUAGGAGAAAAGUUUGACCUUUCCCAUCUCUUAACAGCAAGGCUGGCCUACUUUCGAGAAUUGGUGGUAGCCAAAUCCGCACAAUAAAGUAUUUUGCAAUACAGGACGCUUUCUUUCGGUACGUUUUCCGCUGGUCUCGAGCAACUGGAAAAGGGGCAGAGCCGGGAGUAAGCGAGCGAUAGUCCAUCAAAACAAAGGGAAUAUUUUACCUUUUUCGUUCGUGUACACUGUUUUGAGGAAACUUCUCUCAUCAAAAUGGAAUCUUGCGCUGCUGUCGAGAAGGAAGUAGACAAAGUGGUUACGAAGUUCUCAGCCAUCAACGACCACUCACAGCGCAUAAUAGGCGAUGUGAUAGCCUUCAUCGAGAAGUUGCGUGCCUCCAUUGCGGAAGCCCCUGCCGACGAGCAACUCACCGCCGGUCAGAUCGAGGUUCUGCAUGAUGCGAUAGCCAAGGCGAAGGACAAACUACAGCGAUUAACCACCGAACAUCGGGAUUUGCACGGCACCGUCAGCAAGGUGGGCAAAGCGAUCGAUCGUAAUUUUGUAGCCGACUUCACUGCCACUUCGCGAACCGAUGUGUUCCAGUCGGAACGGAAUGUUUUGCUGCUGAACAAAAUCAUGGCACAGCAUUUCUAUCGCCAAGGAAUGGACGAUGUGGCCGACACACUGAUCAAGGAGUCGGGUUUGCCGGCGGAGGAACUCAUACCGGAACCGUAUGCCGAAUUGCAUCGAAUAUGGGAAGCGAUUCACAGCCACAAUUUGACGCCUGCCCUAGAGUGGACUACACGAUAUUCUAGCGAACUGGACGCUCGAAACAGUUCGCUAGAAUUCAAGCUGCACCGAUUAGCGUUCAUGCAGAUUUUAAACGGAGGAAUUCACGCCCAGACAGAGGCUAUCACUUAUGCACGCACCAAUUUCUCCAAAUUUGUGAAACGCUUCGAGAAGGAAAUUCAGAUUCUGAUGGGUACGCUAAUCUAUCUUCCCAUUGGUGUGCAUAACUCUCCAUACAAAUAUCUCACCGCACCCGAGAUGUGGAUCGAAGCGGCUGAUGUGUUUCUAAAGGAUGCAUGUUCCCUGCUGGGAAUUAACAAAGACUCGCCACUAUCGGUCAUCGUAAAUGCUGGUAGUACCGCUUUGCCGGCUUUAUUAAAUCUCAAACAGGUUAUGAUGUCUCGCCAAGUCACCGGAAUCUGGAAUGGAAGAGAUGAGCUGCCGAUUGAAAUUGAUCUCGAUCCGGAAAAUCGUUUCCAUUCGAUUUUUGCGUGUCCUAUUUUGAGGCAGCAGAGCUCAGAGGAUAAUCCACCCAUGAAGCUAUUGUGUGGACACGUGAUUUCCCGGGAUGCCCUCAGCAAACUCAGCAAUGGGCCGAUACUCAACAAUUCUUACAGAUUGAAGUGCCCCUACUGCCCGAUGGAGCAAUGUCCAUCCGAUGCGACGCUGAUCUACUUCUAAGGAAACAACGCGCGCCUGCCCUGUCCCCCCUAAGUAGGAACUGAGCGGUUGGUCGCGAUAGAGAACUGUAGAUCAUUAGACGUUAUACUUUCAUGAAUUUUCAUCCGUUAAUCAAUAUCUCAAUAUUUUAUAGUGAAUAGCUGGAAUAGUGUUAACUUUUUCAUGUUUCAUCAUAUUUUUUUACUGAAAAUAGUUCACAAUCCUUAUUCGAACCAUCGAGAUUAUACUUCGAGUCCUACGAUUUGGUUGCAACUUCAAUCAUCAUCUUGAACAAUAUGUAUCGAUGAGGUGUGGAAUCGUAGUUACGAGAGUCAGAUAGGUUAAAUCCGAAUCCGUAGGAGUAGCAUUGCAGUGGAAGUAUGUUAUGAAACAUUCAUACAGAGCAGGACAUACAUAAUUCCAUGGGUCUUAAGGAGUAAGCAAUUUUUCAUAGGUACACAUAUAUUUCAGCUUGAUAAAAAAAACAUAUUCCUUCAUAUUGUUUGUUGAUAAAAAAUCUAUACGAGAUACACGACGUACAUAUAUUUUGUGUUUAGACUAUCAGAUCAUUGUUUUGUUUUUGUAUGCUCAGAACCAUUUCUACCGUAUAUCGCAUCAACGUGAAUGAAUGUGUAUGAAUGACUAGGUUUGAAGGUGUAGGCUGAUAGAAGAUUAUAAAUGGUAUUUCAACUAUAGAGGAACAUGAACGAUUUUACGUUACACGAAUGCGACAUCAAAUUAUCACGAGAAAUCUAUGCAUACGAAUACCCUUAUCAAUAAAAACAGAAUGCCGACAAAAACCAAUGUAAAUAUAAAAUAAAAAUUUAGAA
Molecule: messenger RNA, 2792 nt
Organism: Toxorhynchites rutilus septentrionalis
Lineage: Eukaryota; Metazoa; Arthropoda; Insecta; Diptera; Culicidae
Gene: Sou
Product: E3 ubiquitin-protein ligase RMND5A
Exons: 4
Coding region: 787-1983 (398 amino acids)
Biological process (GO): proteasome-mediated ubiquitin-dependent protein catabolic process
Cellular component (GO): nucleus; cytoplasm; GID complex
Molecular function (GO): ubiquitin protein ligase activity; protein binding
Source: RefSeq, a predicted model, not a curated record